Molecule: messenger RNA, 3696 nt
Organism: Ipomoea triloba (trilobed morning glory)
Lineage: Eukaryota; Viridiplantae; Streptophyta; Magnoliopsida; Solanales; Convolvulaceae
Product: protein QUIRKY
Exons: 1
Coding region: 150-3302 (1050 amino acids)
Source: RefSeq, a predicted model, not a curated record
AGGGGUCACGUAAAAAAAGCAAAGAACAAAGAAGCAAAGCAUCAAAAUAAAAGAAUUCAUAACCAAAAAAAAAACUUCUUCUCCCUUUCUCUCUCUCUCUCAUAACAGUCCUUUACCGCCUUCAACGGCCACGCCCGCAUAAUGAAACCAUGACGGCGUCAUCAGAGCAUCCGGAUCAUCCACCGCCGCAGCAGCAGCCGCCGCCGCCGCAGCAGAAAGCGCCUCAAGCGAUCCGAAAGCUUGUGAUAGAGGUGAUCGACGCUCGGAAUCUCCUUCCCAAGGACGGCCAGGGAAGUUCCAGCGCGUACGUGGUGGUGGACUUUGACGGCCAGAAACGGCGGACGUCGACGGUUUGCAGAAACUUGAAUCCGGUAUGGAACGAGGUGCUGGAGUUCGUGGUGUCGGAUCCGAAGACGAUGGAGUUUGAGGAGCUGGAGAUUGACGUGUACAAUGAUAAGAAGCUGAGCAAUGGGAACGCGAGGAAGAAUCAGUUUCUCGGGAGGGUUAAAGUGUACGGAACGCAGUUCGCGAGGCGGGGAGAGGAAGGAUUGAUUUAUUUUCAGUUAGAGAAGAGGAGUGUGUUCAGCUGGGUGCGAGGCGAGCUUGGAUUGAAGAUUUAUUACUACGAUGAGCUGGUUCAGGAGGAGGAGCCGCCGCCGGAAGAGCAGCCGCCACCUCCCCCUCCGCCACCGCCGCCGGAGGAGAUGAGGAAGACACCGACGGUUGUAAUGCUAGACGAGCCACGGCCAAGGAUUAUUGAAAUCCCUGGUUGUUCGGACGUUGCGAUGGAUGCACGAGAACCGUCUCCCCCGAUUGUUACGAUCGAGGAGUCUCCUCCUCCGAUGACUGGCCCGCCGCCUGAGCAGCUACAGCAGCAUUAUGGUCCGCCGCAUGAAGAGGCUCCACCGGGAAUGAAUAUGCCUCCGCCGAUGGAAUAUCCUCCGGAAGUGAAGAAGAUGCAGGCAGGGAGAGUUGGAGAGGCGGUUAGGGUAUUGAAACGGCAGAAAGAUGAGUACUCGCCUAGAGUGAUUACCGGGAAAUUCGCGGAAAAAUCAGAGAAAACGACGUCGCAGUUUGAUCUCGUUGAGCCGAUGCUAUACCUAUAUGUGAAAAUUGUUAAAGCACGUGGCCUCGCUCCGAGCGAGAGUCCAUUUGCUAAGAUCAGAACAUCCACCGAACAAAGACGGUCCAGAAUAGCCAUGUUUCGACCCGGCCCGCCGGGCGAGCCUCCGACGAAUCCGGAGUGGAACCAGGUAUUCGCACUUGGCUACAAUAAACAGGAAACAGCGAAUUCCACUCUCGAGAUUUCAAUAUGGGACGGUGCAUCCGGUCAUUUUCUCGGCGGCGUUUGUUUCGACCUCUCCGACGUCCCUGUCCGUGAUCCGCCGGACAGUCCAUUAGCUCCACAGUGGUACCACCUCGAAGGCGGCGGUUCCGAUGACCAGCACAAGGUCUCCGGUGAUAUUCAGCUUUCCGUCUGGAUUGGAACUCAAGCUGACGAUGCCUUCCCGGAAUCAUGGAGCUCCGACGAUCCAUCGGUGGCGCACACCCGGCCGAAAGUGUAUCAAUCUCCGAAACUCUGGUACUUGAGAGUGACGGUGAUCGAAGCUCAGGACCUCCACAUAGCGCCGAAUCUGCCGCCGUUGACAUCGCCGGACGUCAGAGUCAAGGCUCAACUGGGGUUCCAAUCCAUACGCACUCGCCGCGGGCUAAUGAACAACCAUAGCUCCGCCUUCCACUGGAACGAAGACCUCAUCUUCGUCGCCGGCGAGCCGUUAGAAGACAGUCUGAUCUUGCUCGUAGAGGACCGUACAGGGAAAGAUCCGAUGCUUCUCGGGCACAUCAUAAUUAACGUGGGGUCAGUUGAACAACGGCUUGAUGAGCGGCUAGUGCCAGCUAAAUGGCAUGGAUUGGAAGGUGGCGGUGCUCCCGGUGGGCCCUACUGCGGAAGGCUACAAUUGCGGAUGUGCUUGGAGGGAGGGUAUCACGUGCUGGAUGAAGCGGCGCACGUGUGCAGUGAUUUCCGGCCCACGGCUAAGCAGCUCUGGAAGCCGGCUAUUGGGAUUUUGGAGCUUGGAAUCCUCGGAGCCCGAGGGUUGCUACCCAUCAAAUCCAAGGGCCCGGGAAAAGGAUCCACGGAUGCUUAUUGCGUUGCCAAAUACGGCAAAAAAUGGGUCAGGACCCGAACCAUAUUAGACAGCUUUGACCCGCGGUGGAACGAGCAGUACACGUGGCAGGUCUACGACCCAUGUACGGUUCUCGCCAUCGGCGUGUUUGACAACUGGCGUAUGUUCGCCGACGCCGGCGAAGAAAAACCCGAUUACCAAGUCGGAAAGAUACACAUACGGGUAUCAACAUUGGAGAACAACAAGGUAUACACUAACUCAUAUCCUCUAUUGGUUUUGUCACGGGCCGGGUUGAAAAAAAUGGGCGAAAUUGAGCUGGCGGUUAGAUUCUCCUCCCCGUCAUUGCUACCAGACACGUGCGCAGUUUACGGGCAGCCGUUAUUGCCACGUAUGCACUACCUCCGCCCGCUAGGCGUGGCGCAACAAGAGGCAUUACGAGGAGCCGCCAUUAAAAUGGUGGCGGCGUGGUUGGCCCGAUCGGAACCGCCGCUAGGAUCGGAGGUGGUGCGAUAUAUGUUGGAUGCGGACUCACAUAACUGGAGCAUGAGGAAAAGCAAGGCAAAUUGGUUUCGGAUCGUGGCGGUUUUAGCUUGGCUUGUCGGGUUAGCAAAAUGGUUAAACGAUAUCCGGCGAUGGAGGAACCCGGUAACCACCAUUUUGGUCCAUAUUCUUUAUUUGGUUCUUGUUUGGUACCCGGAUUUGAUCGUCCCCACCGGAUUCCUAUACGUGUUCUUGAUCGGAGUUUGGUACUACCGUUUCCGGCCAAAAAUCCCGGCGGGAAUGGACACCCGGCUUUCCCAAGCCCUAAAUGUCGACCCGGAUGAACUGGACGAGGAAUUCGACACAAUACCCAGUUCACGGCCGCCGGAAAUUGUCCGGCUCCGGUAUGACCGGCUGAGAAUACUGGCGGCGAGGGUGCAAACAGUGUUGGGUGAUUUUGCAACCCAGGGUGAAAGAGUGCAAGCUUUGGUUAGCUGGAGAGAUCCGGCGGCUACAAAAAUGUUCAUUGUGGUGUGCUUAGUGAUAACCAUAGUGUUAUAUUCAGUGCCGCCGAAGAUGGUGGCGGUGGCCUUAGGGUUCUACUUCCUCCGCCACCCCAUGUUCCGGGACCCAAUGCCCCCUGCAAGCCUCAAUUUCUUUAGGAGACUUCCAAGCUUGUCUGAUCGUUUGAUGUAGUACAGUACUUACUAGUAGCAGUAAAAUAAUAGGAAGAAAAAAGGAAGAGAAAUUAGAGUGACCACCAAUUUUUGCUGUGGCUGUGGGGGAUCCAAACAAAAAAAGUGGAAAUUUGUUGUUCUCACAAUCUUGAAAAAGAUGUCUUUUUUAUGCAAAAAUAACGUUGGGAGAAGUGAUGAUGAGCAAGUGGGAGGGAGGGAGGAAAUAAGAAAAUGCUGUCCUGGACUAUGGGCAGAUUUGAAACGACAGGAUAUUAUAAUCCUGUCGUCAAAAGUAUUGACAUUCAUUUGCCCAUUCUUACAAUUUAUUUUUAAAAGUGAAUGAUCAUCGGAUUGGAUUACAUCUUUCUGUCACUGCUGUGCUGUAAUGAAAAACUUCUUCAUCUUUCUUUUGA